GGCCCCUUUUGAGAAUUUUCUUCUCACUUCAUCUCUUCCUGUGUGGCCCCUGGGCUGAACAGGGACUUGGUAGUUGUUGGGACCUUCUAAGACAUCCCUCUCUGCAAAGGGUCCCCCGGAAAAAGAACAGCUAAGGUACCAUCAGCCUGCAGUUUCCUGACUCCACAUAUGAGCAAAGCCUAUGCAUAAGACUGACAAGUGCUUAGGUCAGAAGCCAGCCAAAGGGGUUCAAAUCCAGGCCAUAGACUUUGGCCAAUAACAGGAGCUCCUUUAAAUAUAUGUAUAUAUAUUCUGGGACAGACAUUUCACUAGGGGUUUCCUCCGUAUUUUUAAAUUGAAUCUCCCUCCUUCCCCCAUGUUUAACCCUUAUUUCACAAAAGAGGAGCCUGAGGCUCCCAGUCCAGAGGCAACCAGAAUAAAGACUGCAAGUCAUAAGGAGCCUGGGACUUGAACCCACCUAGGCCCCAGAUUCUGUGGUUGCCUAGGAGCUGAAGAGGGAGGAGCUGGCAGAUCAGAGGGAGGGGAAAGAGAAGGCGAGCUCCCAGCAGCGCUCGCUGACGACAGCAGGUGAUUUUUUUUUCCUGCAGCGCUCUUUCUCUCAGCAUCUUUCCUGGAUUUUUCCCCCCUCUGCUGAACGGCAGAAAAGGGUGGGGCCGCUUCCCUGCAGCAGAGACGGCAGCGGCGGCGACGGCAGCGGCUGCAGCAUCCUCGGGAGAGGCGGCGGCGGCAGCAGUGCUCGAUCUCCUCGAAUGGUGAUCUCCUCCGAGCCCUGCUAGGUGGCUAGCUGAGACUGGACGCCGGGCGGGGAGAAGAGAGAGCUUUGUCCGCGACCCUGCGACCGCACUGCCCGGCCCUUCUUCUGCGCCAUGGCUUAAGCCUGCAGCCACCUCGCCUCGCGUCGCCUCGCUUGGCCGGGGUCUGCGCGCCGCCGCAGCCGAAGGGAGGGGCGCGUCCCAGACGCCCUCGCCGGCGACCCGGGUCGCCGUUUCUCCCGCUGCGGUGCCCGCAGCAGAACGCGCUCCCGAGACCUGUGCGGCGGCUCCAGGAGGCGUUUAUAGCAAGGUAUCGAAGGACUUUACCGACUUUUAUCUCAGUGUUAGCUCUGCCAGCCCGACAUUCCCGGGUGCUCUCUGAGACAGGAGGGCGCGGUAGCUCAGGACACCAAGGAAAACAAGGUGGGAACCAGACUGGCCGGUCGAGGGGACUGAGGAAGAUUAGGGACUUGCUUUAGAAUCCAGCAAGAAAGAGGACGAGUUCUGCAGCGAGCACCAUGGCGUGGCCGUGCAUCACGCGCGCCUGCUGCAUCGCCCGCUUCUGGAACCAGCUGGACAAGGCGGAUAUCGCCGUGCCGCUGGUUUUCACCAAGUACUCGGAGGCCACCGAGCACCCGGGUGCCCCGCCGUCGCACCAGCAGCCGGCGCCCGCGCCCCCCUCGGCGCGCACGGUCGCCAUAGAAACACAGCCGGCCCAGGGCGACGGGGAUGCGGUUGCCCGGGCAACAGGGCCGGCGCCGGGGCCUAGCGGAGAAAGAGAGGCUGGGGCCUCCUCUGGCCGGAGCGGACCCGGCCCAACCUCUGGCUCCGGCUCCACCUCCAGCGCAGGUCCCGCGGACUCGGUGAUGCGGCAGGACUACCGCGCCUGGAAGGUGCAGCGGCCCGAGCCGAGCUGCAGGCCGCGCAGCGAAUACCAGCCUUCGGACGCGCCCUUUGAGCGCGAGACCCAGUACCAGAAGGACUUCCGCGCCUGGCCGCUGCCGCGCCGCGGGGACCACCCGUGGAUCCCCAAGCCCGUGCAGAUCGCCACUUCUUCCCAGGCGGCAGCGCCUGCGCUCCGUGCCCCCCAGCGCCGACCGCAGAGCCAGGAGCGCUGGCCUGUGCCGGCCGGCGAGGCCUCGGAGCAGGAGGCGGCCCCUGGAGGAGCAGGUGUCCUUGCGGCUGGAAAAGCGUCCGGCGCAGAUGAGCGUGACACACGCAAGAAACCUGGGCCCGCCUGGAUGGUGCGGCGCGCCGAGGUGUCGCAGAGCCAGGAGCGCUGGGUAGUGCAGGCCGCUGAAGCCCAGGAGCAGGAGGCGGCUCCUAGCGGAGCAGGCGUCCUUGCGGCUGGAAAAGCGUCCGGGGCAGAUGAGCGCGACACUCGCAAGAAACCCGGGCCCGCCUGGAUGGUGCGGCGCGCCGAGGUGUCGCAGAGCCAGGAGCGUUGGCUGGUGCAGGCCGCCGAGGCCCCGGAGCAGGAGGCGGUUUCUGGCGGAGCAGUUGUCCUUGCGGCCGGAAAAGCGUCCGGGGCAGAUGAGCGCGACACUCGCAAGAAGCCCGGGCCCGCCUGGAUGGUGCGGCGCGCCGAGGCGCUGGGGCAGGAGCAGACGCCGCUGCCCGCGGCCCAGGACCAGGUCCAGGCCACUGGCCCCGAGGCGGGCAGAGGGCGUGCGGUGGCCGACGCGCUCAACAGGCAAAUCCGCGAGGAGGUGGCGAGUGCAGUGAGCAGCUCCUACAGGAAUGAAUUCAGAGCAUGGACGGACAUCAAGCCUGUGAAACCCAUAAAAGCCAAGCCCCAGUACAAGCCCCCAGAUGAUAAGAUGGCUCAUGAGACCAGCUACAGUGCCCAGUUCAAAGGGGAGGCCAAUAAGCCAACCCCAGCUGACAAUAAGGUCAUUGAUCGCAGAAGAAUACGCAGCCUCUACAGCGAGCCCUUCAAGGAACCUCCAAAGGUGGAGAAACCUAGUCUCCAGAGUUCCAAACCAAAAAAGACCUCAGUGAGCCAUAAGCCCCCGAGGAAGGCCAAAGACAAGCAGGGGGCGUCGGGCCGGGCAUCCAAGAAGAAGAGCGCGGAGGGUGCGCGCCCCGCCCCGCCCACCGCCGACAAGGAGCAGAGCUCGGAGAUGAACAAUAAGCUGGCUGAGGCUAAAGAGAGCCAGGUCGAACCCACCAGGGAUUCGCCUAAGAAUCAAGGUCCUGUAGCCACAGAGCCAGACAAGGAUCAAGGUCCAGUGGGCCCAGGGCCUCUGAAAGAUCAAGGUCCUGGGAUCCAAGAGCCUUCAAAGGGUCAAGGCCCUGCAGUCCCAGAGCCUCUGAAGGAUCAAGCUCCUGUGGUCCCAGGGCCUCUGAAGGAUCUAGGUCCCAUAGUCCCUGCAUCAAUUAAGGAUCAAGAUCACACGGUCCCUGAGCCUUUAAAGAAAGAAGGUUCUGUGAUCCCAGCACCAGUCAAGGACCAAGAUUCCUUGGCCCCCAUGCCUGUAAAGAAUCAAAGUCCUAUGGUUCCAGCAAGAGUUGAAGAUGAAGGUUCCAUGGUACCAGAGCUUCUGAAGGAUCAAGGCCCCACGGCCUCUGCACCUGUCAAGGACCAAGGUCCCAUGGUCCCAGCACCUGUCAAGGACCAAGGCCCCACGGUCCCUGAGCCUGUGGAUCAAGGCCCCCUGGUCCCAGCACCUGUCAAGGACCAAGGCCCCACGGUCCCUGAGCCUGUGGAUCAAGGCCCCCUGGUCCCAGCACCUGUCAAGGACCAAGGCCCCACGGUCCCUGAGCCUGUGGAUCAAGGCCCCCUGGUCCCAGCACCUGUCAAGGACCAAGGCCCCACGAUCUCUGAGCCUGUGGAUCAAAGCCCCCUGGUCCCAGCACCUGUCAAGGACCAAGGCCCCAUGAUCCCUGAGCCUGUGGAUCAAGGCCCCCUGGUCCCAGCACCUGUCAAGGACCAAGGCCCCACGAUCCCUGAGCCUGUGGAUCAAGGCCCCAUGGUCCCAGCACCUGUCAAAGACCAAGGCCCCAUGGUCCUAUCACCUGUCAAGGACAAAGGUCCUAUGGUCCCAGAGCAACUGAAGGAUCCAAGUGCCAUGGUCAUAGAACCUGUGAAGAAGGAAGGUUCUGUGCUCUCUGAGUCUGUAGAGAAACAAGGGUUAGUCGUCCCACAGCCGGUCAAAGAUCAAGGAAGAGGGGUCUCAGAACUUCUGAAGGAUCAUGAUUUUGUGAUUGCAGCACCUGUCAAGGAUCAAGGCCCUGUGGUCCUGGAGCCUAUCAAGAGUCAAGUUCCUAUAAUCCCGGUGCCUCUGAAAGAUCAAGAUCCUCAGGUGCCACCACCAGCAAAGGACCAAGAUCCUGUGGUUCCUAAGCCUCUGAAGACUCAAGGUCUCAAGAGCCCUCAGCUGCCCACGGUCUCACCACCACCUCCAGUCAUGAUCCCAACUGUUCCCCAUGCAGAAUAUGUUGAUGGUUCCCCUUGACACUCACCCCUUGACAUACCAAAGAAGUAGCUGGAGGUGAAAGUGCUCCCUCCCAGGGGCAGCGAAGACACUUAUUUAAUCUGCAUGAAACAUGUAUUGUAUAGUCUUGCUGGAAUCUAAUAAAACUGGUCCCUCUGGC
This is a messenger RNA of Capra hircus (goat), 4349 nucleotides long. It is a transcript of the gene MAP6, whose product is annotated as microtubule associated protein 6. Gene Ontology annotation, molecular function: calmodulin binding; microtubule binding. The record is from RefSeq and is a predicted model, not a curated record. NCBI's taxonomy places the organism in Eukaryota, Metazoa, Chordata, Mammalia, Artiodactyla, Bovidae. The coding region runs from base 1271 to 4210 and encodes 979 amino acids. Gene Ontology annotation, biological process: regulation of microtubule cytoskeleton organization; dendrite morphogenesis; positive regulation of axonogenesis. Gene Ontology annotation, cellular component: Golgi-associated vesicle; dendrite; axon. The transcript has 4 exons.